Caenorhabditis bovis is the source of this 1542-nucleotide messenger RNA. The record is from the annotation of a GenBank genome assembly. Lineage: Eukaryota; Metazoa; Nematoda; Chromadorea; Rhabditida; Rhabditidae.
AUGAAACUGUUCGGGAUUUUAACAGUAUUGAUAUUAACAUGGAGAGGCAAUUGCGCACGUCAUCCUCAUCUCCCGCCAUACCUUCUCGGACGCCCCACAGCUUCAGGAUUUGUGCGACAUGGCGACCGCAGCCCCACUUUCAAUUAUGCUACUACUAACGUCACUAAAAGUGUAAUUUCUCAAAAAGUCGAUCAUUUUGAUAAUAGAAAUCAAGCUGUUUAUAAUCAGAGAUACUGGUACAAUCCGAAUUUUACAAAAAAGAGAAAUAUCAUAUUCCUCAUGAUCCAAGGCGAAUCUCCAGCUACGGAUGUGUGGGCCACCAAUCCGAAUUAUCAAUAUUUGAAAUGGGCAAACGAAUUUGGAGCAGACGUUUUUCAACUUGAACAUCGAUGUUUUGGGCAAAGUAGACCUUACCGAGAUCUUUCCUAUCCUGGAAUCAAAGUUUGCACAAUGGAUAAUGCUCUUCAUGACAUUCAUGAAUUCAUUAAAGCAAUGAACAUUAAAUAUAAUUUUGUAAACCCGAAAUGGGUUACAUUUGGUGGCUCAUAUCCAGGAACGUUGUCAGCUCUGUUCAGAGCCAAAUUUCCAGGCGAUACUGUGGGAGCUAUUGCUAGCAGUGCGCCUCUCCUCUGGACUCUUGAUUUUUUCCAAUACGCUCAAGUUGUCGAACGGGUUUUAAAUGAAACAAGCCAAGAUUGCUGGAAAAAUGUGAACGAUGCGUUUUAUCAAAUGCAACAACUCAGUCUUUCUACUGAAGGAACAAUGAAGCUUAACACUUAUUUCAACCUAACUCCGAAGUUUGUUGCCAACAAAUAUUCCCAACAUGAUAUUGACAAUUUCUUUGCCAAUCUGUAUAGUUUCUUCCAAGGUGUUGUCCAAUACACAUAUGACGGCAGAAAUGAUGCCACAAAAAAUGGUCUGAACGUAAAAAAUCUGUGCGAACAUAUGAAUAAUAACACGGUUCCAGAUGUUAUUACUAGAGUUAAUAACGUUGUGAAUUGGAUCAAUGAAAUGAAUGGAGAUCCAGUGGGAACGUUCCAAAACUCUUACGAUGAUAUGAUGAAAGUUCUGAAGGAUCCCGAAUUUGAUGACAACAGUACCGAACCUGGCGAAAUAGCUGCAAAUCGUGGAUGGAUGUGGCUUUGUUGUAAUGAAUUAGGCGUAUUGCAAACUACUGAUCAGGGACGCAACAUUUUCCAGCAGACAGUACCGCUGAAUUAUUUUAUUGAUAUGUGCACAGAGAUGUUUGGUGAAGAUGUUGAUAUCAAAUAUAUUCGGGAUCGAAAUUUGAACACAUUUGACAAAUAUGGUGGCAAUGAGGGGUACAGCGCAACAAAUGUUGUUCUUCCCAACGGUUUGUUCGAUCCAUGGCACGUGCUUGGAAGCUCAAAUUCUGAUCCAAAAAACCACAUGACCGCUUUGAAAAUUUUAGGAGCUGCUCACUGCUCAGAUAUGUAUCCAGAAUAUGAAGGAGAACCGAAGGAUUUAGAACAAAAUCGAAAACAAAUUCACGACGAGCUUAAAUAUUUUUUGGGUCUUUAA